AUGUUAGAUUCAGUUCUGGCAGUCCAGAUAAACUUUCAGCUUGCAUCUCUUGAUGAGGAUGAGGAAAUGUUUACUGAAGAUGACCUGCCAGACAUGCCAUCAUCCCCAUUAUGUGAGCCACCUUUCAAGCUGUCCCUGGCUCAAACAACAUGCACAACUGGACUGGAACCCCCCUUCCAGUCCUCUGGUUCACCCAGAUCACCUUUGAUAGAGCCAGCAUGGGAGUCAUUGGCACCAUCUCCCUCCUCUAGCAGCCCAUUGGUUGAGCCUCCUUGGGACUCCAUAUCAACAUGCCUCUCUGACAGCACCCCAUUACUUGAGCUGGCAUGGGACAAAUCACCACUGCCUGUUGCCCCAGUUCCCAGCCCAACAACAUUCACAUUGCCCAGCAGCAAUUUCCCUGGUCCUCAUCAACCUAUGGACCUUUCAGAUGCUCCUGCAUCAUUCAGUUCCACAUCAAUACUGCUGGCUAGAUCCCCAUCACCAGUGCCAAUCCCAUUGUCACAUUCAGAGCUUUUCACAGUCUCCCAGGAGUUCACCAUACUGCCAGGAGUUGAUACUCCACAAACUGAGUUUCAAAUGUCAAGGCAGAUCUCCAGUAUCAUGGCUAGGAGUGGGGUAUUAUGCCAAUACCCUGGUGGAUGCAACCAGGGAGUGGUGAUCACAGUUGAGCAGCAUGCCAUGCUUACCAGCUUCUGGCAACAGUUAGCAGAUCUUCAGGAGGAAGAGCCAGCAGGUGUAGGCUACUGUCUUAAACCAGACCAGCUUUAA
Molecule: messenger RNA, 771 nt
Organism: Pisolithus orientalis
Lineage: Eukaryota; Fungi; Basidiomycota; Agaricomycetes; Boletales; Pisolithaceae
Exons: 5
Coding region: 1-771 (256 amino acids)
Source: RefSeq, a predicted model, not a curated record